This is a messenger RNA of Scylla paramamosain (green mud crab), 8139 nucleotides long. It is a transcript of the gene Rme-8, whose product is annotated as dnaJ homolog subfamily C member 13-like. Lineage: Eukaryota; Metazoa; Arthropoda; Malacostraca; Decapoda; Portunidae. Gene Ontology annotation, biological process: endosome organization; regulation of early endosome to late endosome transport; receptor-mediated endocytosis. Gene Ontology annotation, cellular component: endosome membrane. The record is from RefSeq and is a predicted model, not a curated record.
UGUUCUGUUGGAGGGCGUUUUGAGUGGUGCUCGAGGAACGCCCCUGUCCUGUGGCCGCCGCGCAGACACAGGUGGGGGACGUGUGGUGGCGUGCUCAGGUGUGCUGUCCCGCGUGCAGGCAUGACAGUGUGGAGAAUGCGGCUCGGUACCCCUGCAUGACAAACCAAGCUUCCCUGAAAGGUACACGACUGGACGACUGGGGACACCUGUGGCAGAUCAAAAGGCACCGAACAUUUACAGUAUUUUACAACACACCCAAAAAAGGACAGCAGUGGUGUGUUGAGUCAUGGGGACGAGCAACCAAGAUGUGGGCGUGUUAUUUGGUCACCAAACAUUCAGCAUGGAAAGGAAAGUACAAGCGUGUGUUCAGCGUGGGGAACGCUGGCAUUACUACCUACAAUCCGAGCAGUAUGGAGGUGACCAACCAGUGGUAUUACCAUGACUUCAUCAACAUUACUCCAGCCCUCAAGGGUGUGGGACAGGUUCCUAAUGAGUACAUAAUCACUAUGCGUAAAGGGAAAAAAGUAGACAACAUGCGGUUUUCAUCUGAGCACCGCACAGACAUACUUUCUGAAGCACUCAUAUUCAGGCACAGCUUUGCAGACCCAAAUUCCUCUUUAUUCUCCCAGAGAGCCAAUGGCCAGAAGGUGCACUGGUCUGAGGCACGGCAGUCAGUGGUGCUGGAGGUGACACCAUGCUCACUGGACCAACUGGACUCUGCUACAGGGACUCCUCUUGCCUCUUACAUGUACAGAGAUAUUGAGGCUCUGGUCCCUGUAUCUGACAUCCCCGGGUGGACUGUGCAUUCAGGGUUUGGAAGGUUACACAUUUUCUCCACUGAUCGGAGAGAUGAAAUCUUAAAAAAGGUAGAAGACAAUGCAAAAAAAUAUAUUGGUAUAUCUAUCCCAUCGAAGAAGGUCAGCAUCACCCUGCAGAAAGCCAUGGAGACCAGACUGGGAAAGUACAGUGGAGAUGAGCACAUAACAUCAUUGUGUGAAUUCCCUGUGCACAAAGUAAGUCACAGACACAAUGAUCCUGUGAGAAGAACUUUAUGUGUCAGUGAGACGUGUCUGCUUGAACGUGAUCCCAAUUCAUAUGCUGUGGUCACCUUGCAUCCACUGUCUGAUGUGUUUGCUCUGGUCAGAAACCAAGAGAAUCCACAGAUGUUUUCAGUGGAGUAUGUGAGAGGAGGAAACAGGAGCUAUACCUCUUCAGACAGAGACUCCCUCCUUGCCUCCCUCAUCGAUGGUGUGCGUGCCUCGGGUAAUCUUGAUGUGCAUGUCCGCAUGACACCCACUGCACGUGGCCGCCGCCUGGGUCCACUGGAGGUUCCUGUGGAUGAGGAGGUGGAGUCCAUGCACCUAAAGUUCCUGCAGCAGCCUCCACCAGGAUGGACAUUUAUGGAAGCUGUGGAAAGAUUUAAUGCUAAUGUAUCUUACUCUGGUCUCCUCCAUGCUGUCACUGCAGAGGGUUUCUUUGCGGAGAACAAAGAGAGGCUGAUCACUUGGUGGGCAUUGGGUCCCUGGUGAUCCGGGAGGGGGGACCAAGCUACCUUGCCAGCAGAGGAGGUGGAGGCACAGUUCCAUGGUCUCAGGAGAUUAGUUGCUUCCAAAGCUGGAUUUGCCUGCCUUACCUCCCUGUCUGGGUUUCGAGAAAAGGUUGGAGUGAAGGUGGUGAAGGCACUAAUGAGGAACAAUGAUGGAAUCAACCAUGCUGCACUGGACAUGCUGUGUGCCAUCAUGCAGCCAAUGCAUGACCAUCCAGAUCUCAAACAGGAGCAGCUCAACAAGGCAUCCCUCCUGGCAUCAUCAAAGUUCCAAGAGAAGCUGCUGGAGACAUGGGUGUAUCACGUGACCCAUGGAACAGGAGCACUUGUAGUUUCUGCCAUGCUGGACUUCUUGACCUUUGCCCUGUGUGCACCUUAUAGUGAGACAACAGAUGGCUCUCAUUUUGACCGCCUGCUGGAAAUGGUGGCUGACAAUGGCAGGUCCUUGUACAGACUCUUCCAGCACCCAUCACUUGCUAUUGUCAAAGGAGCAGGAUUAAUCCUAAAAGCUGUGAUAGAAGAAGGUGAAAAUGACAUCCCUUCACGCAUGCAGCAACUGGCCCUAACUGAGGGUGCCCUCCCUCAUCACCUGUAUACAGCUCUCUUCACACAGACUGCAGACGGCCGGCUCCUCACCCACCGACAGCUGUCCCGUAGCCUUGUGGCACUCUGGGCAGCAGAGAACAGACUUGCCACCGAGCUUUUAGAACGGACUGUGCCUUCAGGACUGUUAGCCUUCCUCGAGAGUAAGGAUACAGUUCCUCUGGAUGACAUAGACCGUCUAAACACUCGAGAUAACCUGAAAAUGGCAGAGGAAGAUGAGAGGAACAAAAAGAAUCAAGUGCUUGACACACUUGAUCGUGCAUACAAGACCUCAGUCAAGAAGAUGGAGCAUCUAAUGGAGAAACACAUGGAUAAAAUAGAGACUGUGGAAAGACAAUUGCAAGUAGGGGCCAGGCACAUAGAGGCUUACUACGAAGCAUAUCUGGAGAAACACGUUGAUUUUGCCCUACAACACUGGAGGUCAAGAAUGAAAAAGGAAAAGUCAGUGGAAGAAAGGUUCCGGGAACGACCUCUUGUCUUACGGAAGAGAAGAGAAAAGCUCAAAUCAACUGCUAAUUGGCCUCUCUUUUAUUACAAAUUUAAUGUAGACCAUGCCCUUCCAAACUUGAUAUGGAACUACAAGACAAGGGAAGAGCUGAGGGUGGCACUGGAAGGUGAGAUGCGAGCCUUCACUGAAGAUAGGGAUGUGCGAGGUGCCAUGGUGGUGGCCUGGAAUCAUCAGGAAUUUGAGGUUAGUUAUCCAUCCCUGAAGGAUGAAAUUAAGAUUGGAGACUAUUACCUCAGGAUCCUUCUAGAGCAGGAAAACAACUCGGCCCAAGAGGAAUCACCGAUCAGAAAAUCGCAUGAGUUCUUCAAUGACUUAUAUCAUCGAUUCCUGCUGACUCCAAAGGUGGCUAUGAAGUGCCUUUGUCUGCAGGCCAUGACUCUAGUAUAUGGCCUGCACCAUAAGGAUAUCGGUCAAUUUAAUGACACACGGUAUAUUGUGACCAUGUUAGCUCGCACUUGUGACAAGUUGGAGAGGGACAGGUUACUGCUAUUCCUAAACAAGUUAAUAUUAGAGAAGAGAAAUGUACGUGAGGUGGUGGAGGCAGGGGGUGUUCGCAUUCUGGUGGACCUCCUAACAUUAGCUCAUCUCCACGUGAGCCGUGCUGUCACACCAACACAAACCAAUGUAAUAGAAGCAUCCCCAGACAUGGCCAGAGACUCAGAGAAGGAGUGGUACUAUCAGGGUUCCAACAAGGAACGUGCCGGGCCUUUCAGUUUCAAGGAACUCAAGGACUGCUGGAUCAGUGGGGCCCUUACACCCAAGACUUUGUGCUGGGCCCAAGGCAUGGAUGGUUGGCACCCUCUCACCAACAUUCCCCAGUUAAAAUGGUCCUUGGCAGCCACGGGAACUGCAGUGAUGACUGAGAGUGACCUAGCCACCCUGGUGCUGAACAUGCUCGUCACCAUGUGCAAGUACUUCCCCUCACGUACAGAUGAUGGAGCUGUCAUUCGCCCAUUGCCCCGCAUCAAGAGGUUACUCUCAGAUGCUGUCUCCCUUCCCCACAUUGUCCAGUUGUUACUCACGUUUGACCCUGUGUUGGUGGAGAAGGUUUCAACUCUCUUGACUGAGAUCAUGCAAGACAACCCACAGAUGUCCACAGUUUACACCACAGGAGUGUUUUACUUCAUCCUCAUGUACAUGGGGUCCAAUGUGCUUCCCAUUGGCCGUUUCUUGUACAUGUCUCACAUGCAGCAGUCCUUUAGAGCUGAGGAGAAUUCUGGUGGAGACAUCAUGCAGCAGAGCAUUCUGGGUCAGAUCCUCCCUGAAGCCAUGGUCUGUUAUUUAGAGAAUUAUGGGGCUGAGAAGUUUGCUGAAAUCUUCUUGGGUGAAUUUGACACUCCAGAGGUCAUUUGGAGCAACGAGAUGCGUCGUCACAUGAUUGAAAAGCUGGCCUCUCACCUGGCAGACUUCACUCCACGUUUGAUGAGCAACACUCGAGCGCUAUAUCAGUACUGUGCUAUUCCUCAUAUAAUCUAUCCUCAGCUGCAGUAUGAACUCUUCUGUGAUAUUUAUUAUCUAAAACACUUGUGUGAUGUUGAACGCUUCCCAGACUGGCCUAUUAAAGAUCCUGUGGCUCUCCUGAAGCGAGUCUUGGCGGCAUGGCAGACUGAGGUGGAGAAGCAGCCAUCUUCCAUUACUGUUGAGGAUGCUUACCAAGAGCUUGGACUGGAGCAGGACAUACGUCAUGAUGACGCCAAAAUCCGUAAAGCUUACUUCAAGCUGGCCCAGAAGUACCAUCCUGAUAAAAAUCCUGAUGGAAGGGACAUAUUUGAGCGAGUCAACAAAGCUUAUGAAUUCCUGUGCAGCCGCUCAGCCCAUCAAGUGGAUGGCCCUGACCCACGAAAUAUCCUUCUUGUGAUUAGAACACAAAGCAUCCUGUUUUCUCGUUACAAAGACGUUUUGGCACCCUACAAAUUUUCUGGUUACCCGAUGCUCAUCAAGACCAUCCAGCUUGAGGCUGAUGAUGAGCAGCUCUUCAGUAAGGAAACGUCACUUUUGGCAGCAGCAGCGGAGCUUACUUACCACACCAUCAACUGUUCUGCUCUGAAUGCUGAAGAGCUAAGGAGAGAAAAAGGACUUGAGGUGCUACAAGGUGCAUACAACAGGUGUGUAAGUGUGCUGAACAGCAGCAGCAAACCAAGUGAUGUUGCAGUGCAGGUGUGUGCCAACAUUGCCCGCUGCUACACUGCUGCAGCCUCCUUCCCCAUGUGUAGGGAGAAGCUAAUAGAGAUGUCACACUUCAUCAAGGAUCUCUGCCACACACUCUACUUCAAGUCCUUGUUGCGUGUGUGUUUGGUUGGUGUGGAGUGUGUGUCAGCAUUGGCCAUUGACCAAAUCCUGCAGAUGAAUUUGUUACAAGCAGGAAUCCUUUGGCACCUCUUGCCCUUCCUCUUCUCCUAUGACUACACGCUGGAUGAAGGCGGUGUUAGCAAGUGCGAGGAUUCCAACCAACAGGAGCUGAGCAAUCGGUUAGCCAAAAUGGCCCUGUAUGCUUGUGGACGACUGGCAGGAGCUUACACUGAGGAGAGCCGUGCCACCCCUGUCAAUGCCGUCAUCCAGGGGGUGUUGCAGAAGCUCCUAACUCCAUAUAUUACUUCCCUCAUACCCACUGUUACAUCAGAGGAGGUGUUGAAGAUCCUGACCAGCAAUGUGGAGACUCCGUAUCUCAUAUGGGACAACGGGACACGAACACAGCUCAUUGAUUUCCUCACCACCAACCAGCAAGCCCACGUACGCACUGGGGAAUCCGACCCUGAGUAUGGAGCAGCCUUUGAGUUUGAUGCACACAAGGAUGAAUUGGUGAUUGGUGGUGUGUUCAUCAGGAUCUACAAUGAGCAGCCAUCAUUCCCCAUAAAGAAGUCCAAAGAGCUGACCCUGGAGCUACUGCAGUAUAUUGGAGGCGAGACGCAAUACCUCCACUCUUUGCUGUCUCUAUCUUCAGCCUCUUUGUCUCACCCACGGCUUGCCAGAGUUGGUGAUGCUCUCAGAGCACUUGUCAAUGUCAUCAAGAAUAACCCAGGUGUUGAGAUGCAGUGCAUAGGCCACUUCAAGCUCCUGUUUUCCUUGCUGCGUCUUGAGGGGUGUGUGGCUGUCCAGCAGAGUGUGCUAGCUGUGAUGGAGGGAGUGACAGGAAAUGCAGACUGUGUUAGUGAUAUUGCUGCCUCAGAGGUGUUGGUGUAUCUGAUGUUGGCUCUACACUCACCUGCCUUGGUGCAUGAUCGCCUCACAGCACUCAAUAUCCUCCAUGCCCUCAUGUCCAACACUAAGAUUGUUAAGGAGGCUCUUAACAAAGGGGGAGUCAUGUACCUCCUCAACCUCUUCUGUUCUUCUGACGAUGCGGAGGUGAGGGAGAAAACUGCUGAGCUGAUGGGCAAGAUGACCUGUGACAAACUGGUGGGACCAAGGGUGAGACUCAUCCUCCUCAGGAUUCUACCAUCAGCCCUUGUUGACCAGAUGCGGGACUCCCCCAACACAGCUGUCCACAUGUACGAGGCACAACAUGAGAACCCUGAGCUGAUAUGGACAGAUGACUCUAGGGAAAGGGUGUCUGCAGUGGUAGCCCGCUUGGUGGAGGAAAUCCAUACCCAGCAAUGUGAAGAUCCAAAUGUUGUCUGGAAGUUCCCUGAGGAUGUGUCCUUGUCUUCCACUUCUGGAGAAGUGGUGGUUGGUGGGGUGUAUAUGCGGCUGUUGGUGUCCAACCCUACAUGGGUAUUGCGGAAGCCUAAGGCCUUUGUGUCUGAUCUUUUUGAUGCUCUGCUGGAUCAUAUGACAAAGAAUAAUGAUGGUGACACAUUUGAAUUGGUGUUGAGUGCAUUGGUAGCAGUGUUGACUGCCCAGCGCACCCUGCUGGAAUACUUGCCUCAACUUGGCCACGUCCCACGUGUGGUGGCUCAUCUGUCCUCCAAAAAUUUGGUAGUGGUGCGUGCUGCUACACAUGCCACGCAUCAGUUUACAUGUAGCCAGGUUUGCCUCACUGUUCUUGAAGGAACAGAAGUAGUGGCUGGAUUGGUGUCUGCAAUGAAAGUUCGGCCAGAUGUGGUUGGUGUGGCUUGUGAGGCCCUCCACAACCUGUUUUCCACUGGUGAGGUAGCGGCAACAGCCUUUGUUGAUCAAGGCCUCAAGGCUAAUGUGAUACCAUUCCUCCUUUCCCUGCUGGGCUCAACACUUGAUGCAAAAGUUCAAAAGCCAGCUUCUACCAAAGCCCAAAUUGUGGUUUGUUUGAAAACAAUGGCAGCCUCUCCCCAGCAUAAUGAAGAGGUGACGGCCCUGCUGGAGAAGUCCCCAGUGUGGGCACAGUACCGGGACCAAAAACAUGACUUGUUCAUCGAGGCCGCCCCCACGAUUGCUGGGAGUUUGAUGGGAGGCCCAGGCAUUGCUGGCUGCAUCACCCAGGGUCCCUCCCGUUCCAUGCCCUCCACCCCACCCUCCAUUACCAACACUCGAAAGCUACCAGAAAUGCCCUGAAGGAGGCUUGUUAAUCCCAAGGUUUUGUGUACAAGUCGUUAAUUUAUUUCCUAAGAGUGAAUCAGUGAAGAGGGACAGAUUCCAUGCAGUGUUACUGUACUUGGAUACACUUUGUGGUUUGAUUUUUGUUGAAAAUUAAUGAAAUUGAUUAUUUAAAAAUUAUUUCUUUAAAUUUAAAAACUUCAUAUUAUAUGAAGUGCAGACAACAUAAUGGUGGUGCAUUUUUUCAUGAUUAAAUUUACUUAAUUACAAGUUUAAAAGUUAUAUAUUUUACUAGCACAGUGAUAUACACCUGACUGCUAAAUACCUCUCCAAGUACUGUGCUUCUUUACAAAGGUGUGCUUGGCCAUGUAACAUAAGGGUCUCCUAUUUUGAUAUCAGGUAAUAAGCAGUUGUUUUUACUAAUUUUAGAAUUGUGUCAAUAAUCAAGAGAUUUAUUUCUUCUUUUCUAUCAACUGAAGUGCUGCUUUGCAUCUUCAUAAUGUGAAAUACACUCACCUGUCACAUCAUAACAAAAAGAGGCAGUAGAAAGCACACUACCCAUUAUGUGAUACAUAACAAUAUAUUCCAUGGCAUAGUGUGUUCCUAGGGAGGUGAUUUCAAAUUAUCAUCUUGAAGAAAAUGCUUUCCUAGCUAUAAUACAAAAUUUUAGCUUCUAAGUUUGGCAAAAACAUUUAUCUUAUGCAUCUCAAGUAUGCUUUUCCAAACUAUCAGAAGAAUUGCCAAACACAAAAUCUGAACAUAUCACAAUUGAUUUGCUCCUCUAAUAUGACUGCAUUUCAUCUCAUUAGGUGCUGCACUAGCAGCUGAUAACCAGAAUUUAGAUCUUAUUGCAAAUGUUAAUGUCAUGUUCCCUCUGCCAUCUCUGCUUAUUGUAUGUAUCAAUACAUCAUCAUCAUCAUCAUCAUCAUCAUCAUCAUCAUCAUCAUCAUCAUCAUCAUAUUUUCAUCAUCAUAAUCACUUCUAAGGUCAUUUAAGAUAAUUGUGAUGAAGGCUCAGGACUCAACAUAAGGAAAAA